AUGGAAGCGGCCCUUGUCGCCUCCGUCCCCAUCCAUGGCGGCCGAUCCUCACUCUCUCGGCAUCGUAUCUCGAUGAAGCCCCAUUUCUAUUCCCCGAAAACCCUCCUCCGCUUCCCGGCUUCCAGGCUUUCAAGGGCCCGGCACCUUCCUCCACGUCGAAACCCACUCCGCGCCGCGGCCUCCGGCGCCGUCGUCCUCGCCGCCCUUCUCUCCGCCGCAUUCCGUCCUCCUCUCGCCCGCGCGGAUCCCUCCGCGGCUACUCCUCCGGCGGUCGAGGUGCCCGCGGACACCGAAUCGGACCCCUCCAUCGCCUCUCAGCUUCUCCACUCUCUCCUUUUUCGAAAGCUCGAAUCCGGGGACGACUCAGAGGCCCUCCCCGCCAUCCGCCAGCUCAUCUCCGCCCAUCCGGACGAAACGGAGUGGAAACUCCUGGCCGCUCGGCUUUUCCGCGAGACGGGCGAGGUUGCAGAGGCCCGCCGUCUGUACGAGGAGAUCCUCGCCGUCGAUCCGCUCUCAUUUGAGGCUCUCUUCGAGAACGCGGUCCUCUUGGACCGGUGCGGAGAAGGGGACGCGGCGAUCGAGCGACUGGAACAAGAAUUGUACCUAGCGAAGGAAGAGCAGCCGGAGAAGGUGGCCAGGGACGCGCGGCUCAUCAUGGCCCAAAUUGAAUUCUUGCAGAAGAAACCGGAGGCGGCGCUGUCGAGCUACGAGGAGUUGGCCAAGGAGGAUCCCGACGACUACAGGCCGUACUUCUGCCAGGGAGUGAUCUGUAGCUUGUUGAACCGUAAUGAAGAGGCAAGGGAGAAGUUCUCCAAGUACCAUGAACUUCUUUCACUUCGGAAAUUAAAUUGA
Zingiber officinale is the source of this 852-nucleotide messenger RNA. Its product is annotated as protein SLOW GREEN 1, chloroplastic-like. The record is from RefSeq and is a predicted model, not a curated record. The coding region runs from base 1 to 852 and encodes 283 amino acids. Gene Ontology annotation, molecular function: protein binding. The transcript has a single exon. Lineage: Eukaryota; Viridiplantae; Streptophyta; Magnoliopsida; Zingiberales; Zingiberaceae.